This is a messenger RNA of Penaeus indicus, 759 nucleotides long. RefSeq lists its product as uncharacterized. Lineage: Eukaryota; Metazoa; Arthropoda; Malacostraca; Decapoda; Penaeidae. Bases 1 to 759 code for a protein of 252 amino acids. The record is from RefSeq and is a predicted model, not a curated record. The transcript is spliced from 3 exons.
AUGCAAAUUGCUUUCAAUGUGGAGUUGCGCGACACAGAGUGGACCAAGGGAUCAUGGCUUCGAAGCCGACGCUGGGGAUCUGUUUUGCGAGCCUUCUUGCAAGAGCCAGAACAAGCAGGUUCUGGCUUCGAUGCCGACGCUGGGGAUCUGGCGGCGUUUUUCGAGCCUUCUUGCAAGAGCGAGAAGGAGCAGGAGCAGGAAACCCCUUCCAUGUGCAGUUCGUCUGUGCAACCGUUGCAGUUGCAGGAACCCAGUUCCGAGUUCAGAGCCAUUGCUGAGCGUUCCCUCAGCCAGACGCGGACGAGCCCUUCGGAGCAGAGUUCACCUGCGGCCACAAGUCCAAGUCCGGCCAAAAGGCCCAAGCUGGCCCUCACUGCCGCCGCCGAAGCACAGCUGCGCUUGCAGGACUUCCUUCAGGAUAGCGACGAUUCGGACUCGGACUCGUCCGAUUCCCUGCGCGACAAAGAAAGGCUUCUGCGCCGCUAUUCGCAGGAAGAGCAGGAGCUGAGCCAAGACAGCGACAGCGAGGACAGCGACAGCGAUUCUCGUCCGCCCUCGAAGCAGGCCUUGACCGCCGAAGCACAGGUGCGCGAACGGCGCCUGUUCUCCGACAGCGACGAUUCGGAUGCGGACGAGUCCGAUUCCCCGCUCGACACCGAUAUUAGAAUAAAGGACUGUAUAUUCGGAUCACCCUUUUGUAUGCUAAAGCUCAAGGAUCUGUGUAGUCAACAUAAGAGAAUGAUGUGGGACAGAAUGUAA